GGGGGAGGCAGUGGCAGCGGUUGCGUGGUCGACAUUGAUGGAUACGCCGCUUGCGGCCUCGCUCCCUGGCGGUGGCGGCCGCCGCCGAGGAGGCGGACAGCAGGCGGGUGCGGGUGCGGGUGCGGGUGGCGUUGCCGCCGAUCGGGCCGCUAGCCGCCGCCCUGGCCUUGAGGCGGCGCUGGCGGGGGUGCAGCGCAACCACGGCACGCGGGGCCUUCCGCUGCAUGCCUGGCCCGGGAGCCGGUGGGCGCCACCGCCUGCCUCUCGGCAGCAGAGGCGGUGGCGGCAAAGGCGGCAGAGGCUUACGACGGCAGCCGUUGCCCGCGCGGGGGUGGAAACGGAGGCGGGGGCGAUGGUCGUGGCGUGCAGCUGCCACUGGUCCUCUUGGGGGCCUGGAGGGGCGCGGGGCGGAGUGGGCUGGACGCGGCUACUGGCGCGGCAGUGGAGCUGUAUGGCGGUACGGCGGCGACGGCGACCUGUGCACCGCCUCUGCGUGCGUAUGUGUGUCGGGGCUACUGUGGCUGCGGCACGGCUUGGCGACAGCUCCCGUCUGCGGCGCCCACGCCGCGCCGUCAGCAGUCGGUUGAGUCGGCAACUGGCUCGGAGCAUUCGGAGGCAUUGGCCCAGCGGCGCAGCGGCUGCUGCGUCGGCAACUGCGCGGAGGCGCUGAGCUUGCCGUGCGCAUUGUGCAGUGCCGUCCAGCUGGCCCACAGACCGCAGCACGUGUUCGGCUUGGUGGCGGUGGCGGGAUAUGGUGCGGGCGUAGGAGGAGGCGGCCCGAGGGCCUGGCACAAUAGCUAUGGCGGCGCGUGUCCGCGCCCUCCAACGACUCGCCCCUGCACGCCGACAGAGUCAUUGUGGUGUCGCUGGGUGGGUGGGGCGGGGGGGUAGUUUUUCCCAGAAACCAAAAGCAUCGGGGGGAAUGUGGGGGUGUGUGUGGGGCGGAUGAGGGGGAGGAGAGGGAAAGGGGGAGGGAGGGGGAGGGAGCGUGAGUACAGUUGCGUACUUGUCAGAGACGAGGGCCGGAAGGCACUAUGUCCCAGCCUUGGGGGGGAACACCUAAGCUACCGUAACAU
Messenger RNA from Chlamydomonas reinhardtii, 1076 nucleotides. RefSeq lists its product as uncharacterized. The coding region runs from base 38 to 670 and encodes 210 amino acids. Lineage: Eukaryota; Viridiplantae; Chlorophyta; Chlorophyceae; Chlamydomonadales; Chlamydomonadaceae. The transcript has a single exon. The record is from RefSeq and is a predicted model, not a curated record.